GAUUUGAUUUUGAAAAUGUCCACUCGAAAAGUGAUCAUCGACGUCGACGUCGGUACGGACGAUGCCUGGGCCUUGUUGCUACUGUUGAAGUGCGAAGAGACGUUCAACUUCAAGCUGGAGGCCAUCACCUGUACACACGGCAACACGGACGUGCACAACGCUACCCGGAACGUUCUGCGCAUCCUGACGGCCAUCGGUCGGACGGAUGUUCCGGUGUACAAGGGAGCUGUAGAACCGCUGAUUACACCUCCGCCGAAGCGCGAGAGACACUUUCACGGAUUGGACGGACUUGGGGAUCUGAAUUUUGAAGAUCCGGACGAGGCGUUAAUUCAACCGGAGCAUGCCGUCAACGAAUUGUACCGGAGAUUGAGCGCUGAUCCGGGAAAUAUAUCGCUGAUUUUCGUAGGACCGCUGACGAAUCUCGCACUGUGUGUGAAGAUGUAUCCGGAUGUGCGUGGAAAGAUCAAGGACCUGUACGUUAUGGGUGGCAAUCGACACGGAGUAGGCAAUGUGACCAAGAGCGCUGAGUUCAAUUUUUGGUUUGACGCGGAAGCAGCAAACAUCGUGUUCAACAAUCUGCAGUGUCCGAUCACGCUACUUCCGUGGGAGACGUGCCUUUCCGAGCAUCGGGAACUGGCGAUGAGCUGGAGGAUGGAUGUCGUGGGGAAGACGACCAACAAGGCCGUGCUGAUGUUGAACCAGGUGGAAAACAAGUGCUACGGUCACCGGGAGAACUGGAUACCGUGCGAUGCGUUCGUCGUGGCCGUUUUUAUCAAACCGGACAUUGUGGUUCACUCGGAACAUUGGCACGUGGAUAUCGAGCUGGCGGGAACGUUGACCAGAGGCCAAGCGGUGUUGGACCACAAGAAGAGGACAAAGGAAAACACGAGGAUCGUUGACAGGAUCGACACGGAGUAUUUUAAGCGCAUGAUGUUGUUCGCGGCCGAUCAUGAUGUUGAAGAUUAGC
This is a messenger RNA of Ochlerotatus camptorhynchus, 967 nucleotides long. Its product is annotated as nucleoside hydrolase-like. The coding region runs from base 16 to 966 and encodes 316 amino acids. The record is from RefSeq and is a predicted model, not a curated record. The transcript has a single exon. Gene Ontology annotation, molecular function: hydrolase activity, hydrolyzing N-glycosyl compounds. Lineage: Eukaryota; Metazoa; Arthropoda; Insecta; Diptera; Culicidae.